This is a messenger RNA of Clonostachys solani, 699 nucleotides long. The record is from the annotation of a GenBank genome assembly. Lineage: Eukaryota; Fungi; Ascomycota; Sordariomycetes; Hypocreales; Bionectriaceae.
AUGAGUUACAUGACUGGUAACCUGCAGUCGCCCCGACAGUCAAAGUUCAAGGAGGACUUCUCUCCCAAGGAGCCCAUCGUGGCAGAUGAGGAUGGGCUCUACCCCCUCAAUGGCCUCAUCGCCGGUCCACCAUAUCACUUAUUAGACACGGAUGGACCGAGGCCGCCCACCGAGGAUGCUGGAUUCAUUCGUCGGCAUAGACAUAACCUCAGUAAUAUUUCCACAAUCUCAAACGCAUCGACCGUCUCCGAUGCUUCCUCCGGAUCAGACAUUUCUUCGCCCUCGAACAUCACUUCGGAGUUCAGCCAGCGCAUCAUCAGCUGGUAUGGUCCCACGCAAGCCCGCAUGAGGAGAUGCGGCUCGCCUGCCUCAUCCAUCUACAGCGCCGACUCGGAGCCCUCUUCACCUGUAGAAGAGUCGUCUCCCUCAUGGCCGUUGCCAAACAGCACGGUGACGAGGCCGGAUGACACGGAUUUCUCCACGGACAGGCUGCUGCUGGCCACUGAGCGUCUCCUCCUACGCAUCGCGGCUCAGGAAAUUCUCAUCGUCGACUACGAGCUUGGCCAGCAGGAACAGCGAGCUGAGCUUGCCUGGGUCACCGAUGUAUCUCGCGCCACCCAGAAGCCCGCUCAGCCCCCAUGGGUCUUCCUCAUUCUAUCCCGAGCCCAAGAGCCCGUUAUUUCCCCCUCGUCGGUCUAG